Messenger RNA from Metarhizium brunneum ARSEF 3297, 2439 nucleotides. Lineage: Eukaryota; Fungi; Ascomycota; Sordariomycetes; Hypocreales; Clavicipitaceae. The record is from RefSeq and is a predicted model, not a curated record.
AUGGCUUUGCUCUACUUUUUACUGUCGGUUUUCCACGCCGUCCUGGUUACCCUCGCCAGCACAACACCGAAUCAUACACGCUUCGAUGUUUUGGACCUUGUCGACCCUCUCAUCGGUACUGCCAACGGAGGCCACGUCUUUCCCGGCGCCAGCCUGCCCUACGGAAUGGCAAAGGCAGUUGCGGACGUGAACAAGGAACUCCAGGGCGGAUUCACGUCCAACGACGGCGAGAUCACCGGCUUCUCGCACAUGCAUGACAGCGGAACAGGCGGAGGCGCCUCUCUAGGCAAUUUCCCCCUGUUUCCUCAGACCGGGUGCGACGGGGACGUCCUGAACAACUGCUACUUCCCCAAGGCGGCACGGGCUUCGCAGAGGGUGAAUGGCACCGUCAAGGCGAGACCGGGCUACUUUGCCGUCACGAUGAACACGUCGGUGCAUGCCGAGAUGACCGUCACCAGCCACGCGGCCUUGUACAGAUUCACAUUUCCGACCGACGGCACGCCCACCAAGAGCAGCGGAAAUGCGACGCCCAAGAUGCCAUAUAGCCCCCUGAUCCUGGCGGACGUGACGGACCUCGCAGACUCGAGAAGCAACGGAAGUAUCUCGGUAGAUGCGCAGUCGGGAAGAAUCACGGGGUUUGGAACGUUCAAUCCCUCCUUUGGCAUCGGCACGUAUAACGCGUACUUUUGCGCCGACUUUGCCGGUGCCCGGAUCCGUGAUACGGGCGUCUUUAUGAACAACCGUGCCGGGGCGGAGCCGAAGUCGCUUCAGCUCCCGACGGACGGGAAUACAGUCCCGGGCGGCGCUUGGGUCCAGUUCCAUGCGCCGAAGUCGAACCAGGUUCAGGCCAGAGUCGGCCUGUCCUUCAUCAGCACACAGCGAGCAUGCGACAAUGCCGAGGCCGAAAUUCCCGAUUUCGACUUCACCCGCGUGAGGCGGGCGGCGGAAACGGCAUGGCGGAGCAAAUUGGAUACCGUCAGGGUAAACAGCACCGGGGUUUCGAAAUCGCUACAGAGAACCUUUUGGAGCGGCAUCUAUCGCGCGAUGCUGUCUCCCCAGGACUACACCGGCAAGUCUCCCCCUGCGCCGAACCCGCUGUGGGCGAGCGACGAGCCCUACUUUGACUCGUAUUAUUGCAUCUGGGACAGCUUCAGGAGCACGCACCCGUUGCUCACGUUGGUCGAUCCGCGUGCGCAGGCGCGCAUGGUUCGCGCGCUGAUUGACGUGUACCGCCACGAGGGCAAGCUUCCCGACUGCCGCAUGUCGCUUUGCAAGGGCUUCACCCAGGGCGGAAGCAACGCCGACAACGUCCUGGCCGAUUCGUAUCUCAAGGGGCUCGGGGACGGCAUCGAUUGGGAAACUGGCUACGAGGCCGUCGUGUCAGACGCCGAAGAUGAGCCUCCCAUUUGGACAGUGGAAGGAAGGGGCGGACUGCACAGUUGGAAAACGCUGGGCUACAUUCCUACCGACGACUUUGAUCCGUACGGCGUCGGCAUUUUUACGCGGUCCAUUUCCCGGACCGUCGAGUAUUCGUACAAUGAUUUCUGCAUCGCGGAAAUGGCCAGAGACAUGAACAAGACGGCUGAUGCGGAGAAGUAUCUGGAGCGUUCGUCCAAUUGGAGGAACAUGUUUGACCCUACCUCUCGCUCGAGACUCAACACGACGGGAAGCCAGGAUCCGGCUGGCCUCGUGGACAGCGGGUUCCAGGGAUUCCUGCAGCCCAGGUAUCUAAACGGCAGCUUUGGCCAUCAGGACCCGGCCAUUUGCACGGCCCUCUUCAACUUCACCUCUUGUUAUCUGAACCCAGGCGGACACGAGACGUACGAGGGCGGGUCGUGGCUUUACACGUUCCAAGUUCCCCACGAUCAGGCGACCCUCAUCACGAUGCUCGGCGGCACGGGCGAGUUUGUCCGCCGGCUGGAGUUUUUGCACAACACCCCGGGCCUGUUCUACAUUGGGGACGAACAGUCCUAUCUCCUCCUGUACCUGUUUCACUAUGUCGGGAAGCCGGGCCUGUCCUCGCAAUACGCACGCAGGUAUAUACCCAGUGCCUUUAAUGAUUCCUUGGCCGGCAUCCCCGGGAACGACGACUCGGGCGCCAUGGGCAGCUUCACCGCAUUGUCCAUGAUGGGUCUCUACCCGAUGAGCGGCCAGGACGUGUACCUCAUUAUCCCUCCCUUCUUCCCACAAGUCACCAUUCACCACCCCGGGACGGGCAAGUCGGCAACCAUCAGGAACAUUAACUUUGAUCAAGGGCACAACAAUAUAUAUAUACAGAGCGCAAGGCUGAAUGGCAGGCCGUAUACCAAGUCGUGGAUCACUCAUGACUUUUUCAGCACCGGCGGCGUGCUGGAGCUGACCCUGGGGCCGUCACAGAGUCAUUGGGGGUCGGGGGAAAAUGACAUUCCGCCAAGUGCAUCUACUCACUUCUGGAAGUAG